GUCUUCUCACUCCCAUUGAUCCAUCUCCUUCCUGUUCAUCUAGUCUUUCGUCAACUUCCCUAUCCUGAACAUGAAGACUGCAUUCGCUGUUGUGGCUCUCUUCGCCGGUGCUAGCGCAUUCAACGUCGCGGUGCCUGCUGCCCGUGUUACGUCCGCGCGCGCAUCAUCGACGGCGGUAUCAGCUGGAUACGUACCGGAUGGCCUCACCGCGAAGCAGUGGGAUGACAUGAAGAAGGAGAAGGCAUCGAAGGCAGCAGCGAGGAAGAAGGAAGUGGCCAGCAAGAAGUUCGAGGACAUCGACACCUUCAUGAAGGGAAUGGAGUCGGGCAAGCGAGGACACACUUUUGCUAAGGUUGACGAGACGUUGGAGAAGCUUCUGCCUGCCGGAGCACGCGGUGUCAAGCAGAACAAGUAAACAAGCGGACGUCAAUUUGGCACGCUGCGGCGUUGCCCACACUUAACGGUUACCCACCGACCAUAUUGUUUGUUUUUUGCAUCGAGGGAAAGACUUCCGCACCACUUGGUAGAGGCAAGACAUCCGAGUUGUAUUAUAAGCUAGGCUGCAGACCUGGUACUCCAAAGAUGUGUCUUGAUGUGAACCAGUCUUCCUUGUUUGGGGCGAGAAGCUGGCUAGCUUCCUGUGAACCUCUUGCGAUCGGAUAAUUAAGUGACGGUUCGACCCCGUUUAGACAAGAGUAGGUUGGUGAUGUUGACCACGAAAUCCUUUUCUCGAAAGGGGUUUUCUGUGAAGCUUUCAACAAGUAUCACACAAAUGCUGUCGGCGGUUUCUCAAAAGUCAACCAGACAUGAAAACAUGUGUGCCUGGUCGUGAUUCAAAAGCACUUGUGUUUGAUGUAAAGUCUCUUUGCGUGCGUCUCGGUGACAAGCUAGCUAGCUGCCUUAGGGAAGUUAGUGGAAGGCUUGGUCCCAUUUCGAAAAGGUGGCAAGGGUAGAUGUGGUUGUGUUGACCACCACGUCCUUGUCUCGCAAGGGUUCCUCGCUGAUGGGAGUAUCUUUGUGUGGGCGUUGCAGCUAACGUCACACACAAGUGCUACAGACGGUUUCAACAUUCAACCAAACACGGCGAGAUUUUGUGUCUGCUGAUCAUGGAUAUCGCCCAACCCCGCCUUUAAAUCAUUGCGUGGUCGGUGAAGAGGCGAUGUGUGUGGAGUCUGGCUUUGUAAGAAAUUGAAUGCUUGAUACUGU
Ectocarpus siliculosus is the source of this 1206-nucleotide messenger RNA. The record is from the annotation of a GenBank genome assembly. NCBI's taxonomy places the organism in Eukaryota, Phaeophyceae, Ectocarpales, Ectocarpaceae.